Messenger RNA from Auanema sp. JU1783, 462 nucleotides. The record is from the annotation of a GenBank genome assembly. NCBI's taxonomy places the organism in Eukaryota, Metazoa, Nematoda, Chromadorea, Rhabditida, Rhabditidae.
AUGGGCAGUAGUCAAUCAGCUAAUCGUGCUGCGAAAUUCAGUGGAGCACGAAGAAGAGUACGAGCUUGUAGUAGUGCUCCAGCUACAGGAAACUUACCCAGGCGACAACCGUCACUCAGAAAUACAAAUAGAAGCGUUAAAGAAUUCUCUAAAUUUUGGUCAGAUGGAGGCUCUGUGAGAACAUCUAGGAGAUGUAAGAGAUCUUCUUCCUCUCACUCACGGUCCAGUAGUGUGCGGAGAACUCGUGGUUCCUCAAUGGACCCGGAUCGUCUUUCUCCUCGAUUAGGGCCUUUACCCACACCGCGAUCACCAAGGAGGGACACGUCACGUUCUCCUGAGGGAAAGAGUCCUUAUUCAGUUCACAGCGCCGAGAAGUUUGCCAUAUCUCCUUCAACUCCAAUAGAAAACCAAAGUAUUACCUAUUAUAGGCAUACUAGACAGCAAGAAACAGCUAUAUAUUAA